This is a messenger RNA of Volvox carteri f. nagariensis, 867 nucleotides long. RefSeq names its product serine/threonine protein kinase 12 (gene stpk12). The record is from RefSeq and is a predicted model, not a curated record. Gene Ontology annotation, molecular function: cyclin-dependent protein serine/threonine kinase activity; cyclin binding; ATP binding. Gene Ontology annotation, cellular component: nucleus; cytoplasm; cyclin-dependent protein kinase holoenzyme complex. The annotation marks the transcript as partial. NCBI's taxonomy places the organism in Eukaryota, Viridiplantae, Chlorophyta, Chlorophyceae, Chlamydomonadales, Volvocaceae. The transcript is spliced from 7 exons. Gene Ontology annotation, biological process: regulation of G2/M transition of mitotic cell cycle; regulation of meiotic cell cycle; G1/S transition of mitotic cell cycle.
CAAUUCGUGAAACUAAGUCCCAUCGGAAACGGCGCGUACGGCUCCGUACACAAGAUUAUGAAUCGGGAGACCCGCGAACUGCUAGCCAUCAAGCAGGUUCCCUCGGGGGUCCUGGGGCUGUGUGACGCCACGUUGCGGGAGAUCAGUACACUGCAGGAGCUGGAUCACCCCAACAUCAUCAGACUGCGUGACGUCAUUGCUUCCACCCCCAGCAAGUACUGCUAUCUGGUUCUGGAGCUCCUUGACUCAGAUCUCAACUCUUUCCUGCACAACCAGCCCGCGCUCAACCCCCGGACUAUUAAGUCGAUCAUGUACCAGGUGCUCUCCGGACUCCGCCACGCCCACUGCCACAGCAUCAUGCACCGAGAUCUCAAGCCACAUAACAUCUUGCUGGGGCUGCCCGGGGCGGCAACCACAGCAACAGCAACAGCAACAGCAACAGCAACAGCAAUAACAACAGCUGCAGCAGGCACAGGAGAGGUGGUCACGCUGUUCUAUCGGGCUCCGGAGCUGCUUCUGGGCUGUCGCCACUACGGCCCCGCUGUGGACAUCUGGUCGGCGGGGUGCUGCCUGGCGGAGAUGUUCCUCCGCGGGCCGCUCUUCACGUCGUCGUGCGAGAUCGGUUUGCUGUACGACAUGUUCCAGAAGCUGGGCACCCCUGGAGCUGACGCGUGGGGCGAGGUGGGGUGCGCCGCCAACUUCAGCGAUCAGUUUCCACAGUGGCCGGGGCGGCCGAUGCCGGAGCUGGUUCCCCAACUCGCACUGGACCCGAUGGGAAUCGAUCUGCUGACCCGGAUGCUCACCUACGACCCCCGCCGCCGCAUCACAGCCUCCCAAGCACUGCGGCACCCCUGGUUCGAGGAGGUG